Dissoconium aciculare CBS 342.82 is the source of this 2274-nucleotide messenger RNA. Its product is annotated as HET-domain-containing protein. The record is from RefSeq and is a predicted model, not a curated record. The transcript has a single exon. Bases 1 to 2274 code for a protein of 757 amino acids. NCBI's taxonomy places the organism in Eukaryota, Fungi, Ascomycota, Dothideomycetes, Mycosphaerellales, Dissoconiaceae.
AUGGGUCUGGAAGUGCUCAAGAGCUCACCAGGACGCGGAGACUACAACUUGUCACAAGGUCCCACCGCUUACCCCGUAGUGCCAGCCCGAGCAGUCCUCAGUCGCGGCAAGGAUCGUCCUCCGGCGAAUCUCUCACAAGACAUUAAUCUCCAGCAGCUACAUCCGGGAGACGAUAUUCGACGUCACAGUCUCUUCGUAGGAUCUGAAUCAACACAUGGGAGCAAUGGGGUCCGCCUGUCGCGAAAUGGGAAUUUCAUCCGAAUCUUCCAACUAGAAGUCAACUGCAAGAGAAACGACGAUCCGAUCCGGGGUGAUAUGCGGAUGGUCGAUCUAGACCAUGACCCCGAAUUUGCGGCCCUCUCAUACGUAUGGGGCGAUCCCUCGGAUGAUCGCUGGAAUAUUCAAUGCGGACAGCAUACCAUCAGCGUGCCCUGGAACUGUAUUGUCGCGCUUCGGAAUUUACGACGGCGUUGCCGGCAGAGCAUCUGCAUUUGGGUCGACGCCAUCUGUAUCAAUCAAGCCGAUGCGGCAGAAAAGAGCCGGCAGAUCCUCCUCAUGGGACGAAUCUUCUCUGCGGCCCGCGUGGUCUAUGUCGACCUCGGAUCCGGCGGAUCUCUGACGGACGACGCGAUCAGGUCUCUUAACAGGUAUGCGUCGGUGGAAUCGGGGUGGCUCUCACAUUGCCUGUACUGCAGGCUUGCGGCCACGGGUCUAUCGAAAAAGAAGGAUGCUGCAUUCCGAGCCCUGUUCACGCAUCCAUGGAUCACACGCAAUUGGACCCUCCAGGAGAUCCUCCUGAGCCGCGAUGCGACCGUCAUAUGUGGGAAACGGAGCAUAGCCUGGCGAGAUCUAGAGAAGGUGCUAUCUCGACUCGAGGCUGCUUUCCUCUCACAGGAGAUCUCACCGUUGCCUGCGUAUUUGGAGCCUUGGCUGCAACUCGUUUCGUUAUGCAGGGAACUUGAAGCACGCCGGAAGGUGGACGGCAGCGCUCCGGUCGGAACGCUGAAGAGGCUGUCGGAUCAGGCCGAGCUAGCCGAGUUGAGUCGCUUCGCUGAUCGUUGGACGUUCGCCGUUCACGUCUUGCAGUCCCUCCUACCUGCCCUGUUUUUCCUGUCGUGCAUCGGAGCCUGGCUCGGCGUCAUCCUAGGUUUCCAAAAGACCCUUUGGUGGGUGUGGUUCCUUUCGAUCUUGCUGCCUCUGUUCCUCUUCUACGCCGCCAAACAUUUGUUCUUCCUCGUCGCGAAACUCAUAUUGUGGCCGCUGCGAGUACGGGCUGCGAUUGCUGUGCACGUUCCUGCAACUCAAGCCCUGGCUUGGGCGAUUGCCACGAGGAGUUCGACGGAAGCAAAGGACAAGUUCUUCGGCGCGCGAGGGAUUUUGCUAUCACGAGAUCAAGCCGUGAUCGAUUACGAUUCGAGUUCCCUGGACGACGCUUUCCGUACGCUCACGACCAGCUUGCUGGACUAUACGGGAUCUCUCGACAGUCUGAUCUUCACCUCCGAUGACAGAUUGGUCGGCGCUCCAUCUUGGGUAGCGGACUGGUCGUCGGUGAAUACCUUCUGGGCGAGGCUGCAAAGAGAGGACAGCCGGAUACAAGACCCGAUGAGCUCCCCGAAGGAGCGGGCCCCGACCGCCGAGCAUCCGACCUGGAGGAUCCUUGACGCGAAGAUCCUCGUCGUCCGCGCCCGGAUCAUCGGGACCAUCGACCGACUCUACCCGACGACGUCCGACCGGGACGUGCACUGCCCGAUCGCCACGCGACGGAACAUCGUCGCCUUCCAGAACCUCGGCGCCCGCUGCCGAUGGGACUUCCACGACUGGACGGCCGGCCUGCCGCGCUCCGUGCUCGGGCUGGAGCGGCACCACGACGGGUUCCACAGGGCGCUCGGGGACUGGGCCGAGGCCAUGAUGCGCAACCGGAUCUCGUAUGAGGAUUUUUACGGUCAAGACAGCGAUGGCAUGUCAACCGCGCCCAAAUGGUCAUGGGUGCACCACGCCUUGGUCGAGGAGGUGUCGCGAAAUGGCGUCUUGGCUUCUCUGGGGAUCCGCCAAGCGUCGCAGGAGCUAUAUCUCGCCACGAUCGCCCCGAGGGGGGCCCGGGUUGGGGAUUUGGUCGUGGCGGUCAGGGGGUGCGCGAUGCCGUUUGUCCUGCGGAAGGAUCUCGACGGAGGGUAUCACAUCUUCGUGGGGCCGAUUUAUUCCGCGCAGCACAACUGGGCUCGCGAUCUGGGCGCAGAGGACGAAGGGACUUGGGACGAGUACAUCAUCGGUUGA